GUCGACGGCUCCCGGGCGCACGCGCCGGCACGUUGCCCGACACGCGUCCCUGGCUGGCAUGGCACGGUUUCCCUCCCCCCUCCACCUCCACCUCCCCUUCCUUCACCAGGGCAGCCAGCAAUUGCUGAUCCCUGAUCAAGUACCAAGGGGGCGGCGGGCCGGCGGCGUCCAGCCCCAUGGACCUCCAAGUGGAUUCCAUCCAAUUGUGCCCGUGUGUUAGGCCCAGGUGGACGCCUUGCAAAACCGCCCUGCUGCUCCUUAUUACACAUUGGCCUUGCAUUUGCAGUACCUACAGUACCAUACGGGCAUGUACGGCGUACGAGGUGGAAAAGGGUACCUACUACCUACCUGCCUCGCCUUCCCUGGGGGCGGAUGCAAAGCCGUGCGUGUGUCGUCGUCGUCAUUAUCAUUCUCAAGGGCACAUUUUGAACCUUUUCCUUCCUUCCCUCCAUCUUUUCCCUCCUUUCAAUCCAUUCGUUCAUCCAGCUAUCCUGCCAUUCGAUCCCAAUUCGUCCAGGGCCGACGGGUUAUAAGAUCGCGCCUUGCCCCUGGAUUCCAUCCUCCCACCCCCUUCGGGAUCUGGAGCUCCCCUCUCACCCCCAAUUCCGGACCGCAGCAGCGAGAAAGAGGAAGAAAAAACAACCUGCAAGUCAGGCUAGGCUAGGAAUCACCCUGAAGCCAAGGCCACGACCGCCUGGGGCCCCCCCAGCCAGGCCAAUUCGUCAAUUGCUCCACGCCCGCGUUCGCUGGUCACCCCGUCCACUGUCGCCGAGCGGGAAGGGCCAGCUUGCUAGGAGAGCUUUGCCAGAGCAGUGAAUUCCGGCCAGGUAGGCGGCGACGGGAUAGAAGGGGGCUGACCCCCCCGUUCCCGCUUCGGGCGUUGGCGCGCGCACGCGCAGCCGCGCAGCAGCAGCCAGCAGCAGCAACAGCAGCAGCAGCAGAGCCCCUGCCCUUCAGUCCAAUCCCAUGCCGCCAUUGAACAACCGAGGGGGCGCGACAAUCACAGUCUUGCAAAAUUCGGAGCCCGUUGUCAGCCCGCUGAGCUCUCUGUCUAUUUGCGGCCCGCCGCUCGUCUUCGUCGUCAUGGAAGCCCUCUCGACGGCCAUCCGGCCCCUCGCGCAGCCCAUCACGCGCAACCUCCCCGCCCCCGUGCGCGACCUCGGCGUCUCCAUCAUCGGCGAGCGCUGCUACGAGACCUUGCUGCUCGACGUCCGCCUCGAUCAUCCCGAGUGCCUCAAGUUCGCCGUCAGCAAGGCCCUCGGCAUCGGCAUCAUCGCCGCCUCCUCCGUCGUCAAGGUGCCCCAGAUCCUGAAGCUCGUCAACUCGCGCUCCGCCGAAGGCGUCUCCUUCCUCGCAUACCUCCUCGAGACGAGCGCCUAUCUCAUUACCCUCGCCUACAACGUCCGCAACGGGUUCCCGUUCAGCACCUUUGGCGAGACGGCCCUCAUCCUCGGCCAGAAUGUGGUCAUCUCCGUCCUCGUGCUCAACUACACCGGCCACGUCUCCACAGCUGCGGUCCUGGUCGCCGCCCUCAUCGGCGCUGCCGGCGCGCUCUUCUCCACGAGCCUGCUCGACAUGCGCGCGCUGAGCGUUCUGCAGGCCGGCGCGGGCCUGCUUGGCGUCGCCAGCAAGCUGCCCCAGAUCCUGGCCAUUUACCAGCAGGGUGGCACCGGCCAGCUGAGCGCCUUUGCUGUCUUCAACUACCUCGCCGGCUCCCUGUCGCGCAUAUUCACCACCCUGCAAGAGGUCGACGACAAGCUCAUUCUGUACGGCUUUGUGUCGGGCUUCAUCCUCAACGCGGUCCUCGCGCUGCAGAUGAUCUACUACUGGGACGCGCCUUCGGAGAAGGCAAAGGGUAAGCGCAAGGAGCCGCCGAUCCGGGAGAAGGCCGCGCACUCGGCGACGACGACGUCGACCAAGAGCCCGACCACGCGACGCCGCGGUUAGGUGCUUGGCGCUGCUGUAUGCGUCUUUGAGCUGCAGUGAUUUUGUAGAGUACCAAUUGUCUAGGACUUUUAAUGCAUGCGGGUGGGCUCAGAUAGAAUUACGCUCAGACGGCCUCGCGGAGAAGUAAUGGACAGACUCAAGCUCGCUCGGUGGUUCGUGUGUUGUAAACUUCGAUUUUUUUUUUGGUACAUACUACCUAGGUACCUAAGCAGCAGCCUUGCUGACAGGUACUAAGGUAAUUGGGAACCGCAUGUUAAUCCCA
Messenger RNA from Purpureocillium takamizusanense, 2209 nucleotides. RefSeq lists its product as uncharacterized. NCBI's taxonomy places the organism in Eukaryota, Fungi, Ascomycota, Sordariomycetes, Hypocreales, Ophiocordycipitaceae. The transcript has 3 exons. The record is from RefSeq and is a predicted model, not a curated record. Bases 967 to 1947 code for a protein of 326 amino acids.